Cryptomeria japonica (Japanese cedar) is the source of this 966-nucleotide messenger RNA. RefSeq names its product putative disease resistance RPP13-like protein 2. Lineage: Eukaryota; Viridiplantae; Streptophyta; Pinopsida; Cupressales; Cupressaceae. Gene Ontology annotation, molecular function: ADP binding. The transcript has a single exon. Bases 1 to 966 code for a protein of 321 amino acids. The record is from RefSeq and is a predicted model, not a curated record. Gene Ontology annotation, biological process: defense response.
AUGAAAGACCGCAUUCGAAGAAUUCACGAAAGCUCUAAGUAUCUCCAAUAUCUUAGAGAUAUGGAUGCGCAACCAUCUUCUAUGCUGGUUAAUGCAGUUUCCCUACACAGUGAAAGAUGUUUAAGUGGAGUGUUCAUGGACGAUAGUCUGGUGGGAAUGGAUACUAAAGAAAUUGUUGAUUGGCUGACCAAGGAUGACCCUCGAAUCAUUGAUGUCACAGGGAUGGGAGGUCUGGGCAAAAGUUUGCUGCUGAAACUCGUGUUCGAUACCCAGAAGAUCAAAGAAACUUUUGACCAUCAGAUUUGGGUGGAAGUAUCCCAAAGCUUCUCAGUUCAGCAGCUAGUCCAGCAUAUAGCCUCGGAGGUAAAACUCCUAAAAAACAAAAGGAAAACUCAUCUAAGCGUGAAUAUGCUUAGGGAUAACAUCCGGAGCCACCUUCAAGGAAGUCGGUGUUUGCUUGUUCUAGAUGAUGUGUGGGACAGAAGGGUAAAAGAAUUGAUUGUUUCUCAGAAUUUCAAGGUUAUGAUUUCAACGCUAAUAGUAGGAAGCUAUUCUUCAUGCAAGCAUUCCAUAAAGACGAAAUUGAGUCUUUCAGAGGACCUGAAGAAAAUAGCCGAAGACAUUGCAGACAAGUGCUCGGGAUUGCCAUUAACUCUGAAGACAGUAGAAAGAUCCAUGGCAAACGUCAGACGGAAUCCCAAUGAGUGGGAACCCAUGCUGAACCGGCUAAAGCAAUUCGACACAAUCACGGACGACGUUCUACCGACUAUUAGGUUAAGUUUCUAUGCUCUGCCUCAUUAUCUUAAGCCUUGUUUCCUUUUUUUCUCUGCAUACCCGGAAGAUAAUAGAAUGGGUUGUGAGUACCUAGUACAAGUAUGGAUUGUGGAAGGAUUUGUUACUCCUGAUGAAACACAAGAUCCAUACGAGUUUGGACGAUCUUAUUUGAAACAGCUCGUUAAUCGUUGA